Sturnus vulgaris (Common starling) is the source of this 2719-nucleotide messenger RNA. Lineage: Eukaryota; Metazoa; Chordata; Aves; Passeriformes; Sturnidae. The record is from RefSeq and is a predicted model, not a curated record.
AUGUUCCCGCAGGGACGGCACCCGCCCCCGCUCCAGCCCGGGCAGCCCUUCAAGUUCUCGGUGCUGGAGAUCUGCGACCGCAUCAAGGAGGAAUUUCAGUUCCUGCAGGCGCAGUACCACAGCCUGAAGCUGGAAUGCGAGAAGCUGGUGAGCGAGAAGACCGAGAUGCAGAGACAUUAUGUCAUGUACUACGAGAUGUCCUAUGGCCUGAACAUUGAAAUGCACAAGCAGGCAGAGAUUGUCAAGAGGCUGAGUGCCAUUUGUGCCCAGAUUAUUCCCUUCCUGACGCAGGAGCACCAGCAGCAGGUCCUGCAGGCAGUGGAACGGGCCAAGCAGGUGACCAUGGGGGAGCUCAACAGCAUCGUCGGGCAGCAGCAGCUUCAGCACCUCUCCCACCACGCAUCCCCCCUCCCGCUGACACCCCACCCCUCCAGCAUGCAGCCCUCUAGCCUGAGCGGGGCCAGCGGCACCUCGGGGCUCCUGGCCCUCUCGGGGGCACUGAUGGCACAGGCUCAGCUGGCCACCAAGGAGGACAAAGUGGCCCAGGAUGGGGAGAACAGAGGCUUGGCAUUAACAACCUCUUCCUGUCUUCCCCUCUGCUCUGACAUGGACCUGGGAUCCUCUCCCUUGGUUCCAGAACACACCCCAAGCCAGAGUGUUUCGUCCUCCCCUGCCGAGAGCCCGCAGGAUGAGGAGCGGACGGGGCUGAAGCGGAAGCGGGAGGAGAAGGAGCUGCCUGGGCAUUCUGACAGCGAUGGGGACAAGAGUGACUACAACCUGGUGGUGGAUGAGGACCCGCCCUCGGAGCCCGGUAGCCCUGGCCGCUCGCCCAGUCGCCGCCGGGAGCUGCCCCAGAGCCCCGCGUCCAUCGGCUCCAGCGGGAGCGCCACGCCCCUGCAGCCCAAGGAGCAGAGCCCGACUGACUCUGUGGCCAGUGCUCCCACCUCCAAACCCUCCUCUUCCUCACCACCCCGUGACUCCCUCACGCCUGGCCCCGGGCCCAGCUCGGCCGUCCCACUCCGGCCACCCCCGGCCAAGGCCCCCAGCACCGACACCGUCACUCUCCGCAGCCCCCUGAGCUCCUCCAGCCCCUACACGUCCUCCCUGGGGAUGCUGCCCCACGCCACCCUCAGCGGGGAGCUCCCAGCCCCUGGUCUCUACAUGGGCAUCCACCUCUCACCCCAGGUCAGCAGCGCGGUGCUCUACGGCCGCUCCCCCAUGGUGGCAUUUGAGUCGCACCCUCACCUGAGGGCUUCCACCCUCUCCUCUUCACUCUCCACCAUCCCUGGAGGGAAGCCUGCCUACUCCUUCCACGUCAGCGCUGACGGGCAGAUGCAGCCGGUGCCUUUCCCCCCCGACGCCCUCAUCGGCUCCGGCAUCCCCCGGCACGCGCGGCAGCUGCACACCCUGACCCACGGCGAGGUGGUGUGUGCUGUCACCAUCAGCAACUCCACACGACACGUCUACACCGGCGGCAAGGGCUGUGUCAAGGUGUGGGACGUGGGGCAGCCGGGCACCAAGACGGCCGUGGCUCAGCUGGACUGCCUGAACCGUGACAACUACAUCCGUUCCUGCAAGCUGCUCCCCGACGGCCGCAGCCUGAUCGUGGGGGGGGAGGCCAGCACCCUGUCCAUCUGGGACCUGGCAGCCCCCACGCCCCGCAUCAAGGCUGAGCUCACCUCCUCUGCCCCCGCCUGCUACGCCCUGGCCAUCAGCCCUGAUGCCAAAGUCUGCUUCUCCUGCUGCAGCGACGGCAACAUCGUGGUGUGGGACCUGCAGAACCAGACGAUGGUGAGGCAGUUUCAAGGCCACACGGACGGUGCCAGCUGCAUUGACAUCUCUAACUAUGGCACCAAGCUGUGGACAGGAGGGCUGGACAACACCGUGCGCUGCUGGGACCUGCGGGAGGGGCGGCAGCUGCAGCAGCACGACUUCAGCUCCCAGAUCUUCUCCUUGGGCUACUGCCCUAUGGGAGAGUGGCUGGCGGUGGGGAUGGAGAGCAGCAACGUGGAGAUCCUGCACGUCACCAAACCCGACAAGUACCAGCUGCACCUCCACGAGAGCUGUGUCCUCUCUCUCAAAUUCGCCUCCUGUGGGAAGUGGUUUGUGAGCACGGGGAAGGACAACCUGCUCAACGCCUGGAGAGCACCCUAUGGAGCCAGCAUCUUCCAGUCUAAGGAGUCCUCGUCAGUCCUGAGCUGUGACAUCUCUGUCAACGACAAAUUCAUCGUUACGGGCUCUGGCGACAAGAAGGCCACAGUGUACGAGGUGGUUUACUGACUCCUGUCACCCUCCCUGCUCCAUCAGGAAAGGGGACACACCUUGCCCAAAGCCAUCAAGGCUCCAGUGCUGCACCUGCCCUCCUACAGCUCUACUUUCCCUCCUCCUCCACUGCUUUCAGACACCAAACCAGCCCCAUUCUCCUGCCCCUGUUCCUGCAGAAGGAUGCUGGGUGUAGCCUGGCAUGGCCUGAGGCUGGGCAAGGGCUAAGCUGGACAUCCUGGGCCCUGUCUGUCCCUCAGGCCGGCUGCACAGGGAGCUGGACAAAGCCUGAGAGCGUGCGUCUCUCGAAUUACUGCUACUGAUUUAAUGGCACCCAUUUUCUGCUGCAGAAACAGCUGUAAAUUAUCAGUAAAGAAAUGUAUUUAACUAUGUUUUCAAUCCCUUACUAAUAAAAAGGAACAAAAGAAGGGCUGGGCUGGUUCUUGGCAUGGGUCCU